Cricetulus griseus (Chinese hamster) is the source of this 1752-nucleotide messenger RNA. Lineage: Eukaryota; Metazoa; Chordata; Mammalia; Rodentia; Cricetidae. The record is from RefSeq and is a predicted model, not a curated record.
AUGACCAAGGCAAAUUAUAAAUCACAGAGUUUAUUUGGUUUACUGUUCCAGGUGGUGAAAGUUUAUGAUGGUGGAGCAGGGACACUGAGCUUUUCGAGUAACAUCAAGAACAUUCCUGACCUGUGGCCCUUCGACUUCGCUGGAUUAUGGUUUUACCUUAUUUCCCCCAGAUUGCGUUGCUUUCAUUCCUCAUGUCUCUGUACAUCCCUCUCUAUCUCCCUGCCCCCACCCCUUUCUGUGACAGCAGCAACUCGAGCAGCCUUGUCCAGUGACAAUGAGGACGGAGCCUCAGAGCCCAACACAGUGCCCAGCUUCUUUGAUGAAGAGGUGUUCACCAGGCAGUAUACCAUCCUGAAAGCCUUAGGCCAGGGUGGCACUGCCAAGGUCAUGCUGGCCCGGCAUCGUCUCACAGGCACGACAGUCGCUGUGAAAGCUCUGCUGAGGCAGGAGAAGUGGUGCGAGUCGAAGACUUCUGAAGUUGACAUCAUGAAGAUUCUCAGCCAUCCUAACAUCAUUUCCCUCCUGCAGGUGAUAGAAACAGAACAGAACAUUUAUUUAAUUAUGGAAGUGGCUGAGGGAGAACAGCUAUUUAAUCGCAUCCAGAGGGCUGGAUGCCUAAAGGAAGAUGAGGCUAGAAGCAUAUUUGUUCAGCUGCUCAGUGCCAUAGGCUACUGCCACGAUGAAGGUGUCAUUCAUAGAGACCUAAAGCCUGACAAUGUCAUAGUGGAUGAGCAGGGAAAGGUGAAAAUUAUUGACUUUGGCCUAGGUGCCAGAUUCAGGCCUGGACAAAAGUUGGAAAGGUUAUGUGGAGCCUUCCAGUUCAUUCCUCCAGAAGUCUUUCUGGGCAUCCCUUAUGAUGGCCCCAAAGUAGACAUCUGGACCUUGGGGGUCCUCUUAUACUAUAUGGUGACAGGGACUGUCCCAUUUGGAGGGGCCACCUUGUCAGAACUUAGGGAACAAGUUCUGAAAGGGAAGUAUGACAUCCCCUAUCGGCUCUCCAAAGAAUUGAGGAGCAUGAUUAGCCUAUUGCUAACAAUGAACGCGAGACAGAGGCCAAUGGUCUGGGACCUCAGGGGUCACCCAUGGCUUCAGAAAGGGGAAGAGAUGUUUACAAUUCAUUCCAAUGAAGUCACCCGCUGCCCAGACCCUGAAAUUGUAGCAGCCAUGCAAAACAUUGGGUUUGAUGUUCAGGAUAUAAGAGAAUCUUUGAAACACAGGAAGUUCAACGAAACAAUGGCUGCAUACAACCUACUGAAAUGUCAGGCAUGCCAGGACAAUGGCAAUAAUGUCCACACAAAGUUAAUGAACCCAGGGGCAACACCCUUCCCUUCUAUUGAAAACCCUAACAUGUUCCCCCUGCCACCCAAGAGGCGGGCUAGUGAACCUUCCCUUCGGACAUUAGUCCCAUCCUCUGGAAGCCCUCAUCUAAGACAAAGGAUGAGGACAAAUGUCCCUGACCUGCUCGAGAAGACACCCACCCAGGGAAGGGGUCACAAACGCUCUAUGACUGCCCCAUGUAUUUGCCUGCUAAGAAACACUAUCAUAUAUGUUGACGAUACCAGCUUUUCCACUAGCUCCCAGUCAGAAAGGACCUUAAGUAGCCUGAAACACAGCGGGACUUCAACCUCAAGCUCCCUGCAGCCCAGGGGCCGGGCAAAAUGUAAGAAGAGGAUUAGGGCAUGCAUUCUCAGACUAUGCUGCUGCAUGUCACCCCACAAAAAGUCUCCAAGGAAGGUGUACUCCAAAAAGUGA